AGCCGCAGGGGUCCUUGGUUGAGCUGCCGCCAAGUUCUCUGAAGGGGGAACCUCCGAGAAGAAAACGAGCAUUCGAAAGGAAGAGGAGUGUGAGGAGAAAGAAAACACAACUCAGUCUCUCUAAUGGCAACGUCGUUCCACGCUCAGGCAGUCAAGUCCCUUAACAAAUCCUCCGGUCGCAAGCGUUUUGUAUUCAAGAACUUUUCUCAGCGGCUAGAGGAAAUUGAAAUCGAUGUCUUUAGGAGCCUUGAUCCUCUCAAGACCGAGCCAUCUGAGGGAUCAUCCUUUUUCCGUGACUGCCUUGUACAAUGGAGGGAAUUAAAUACUGCAGAGGAUUUUAUUUCAUUCUAUGAGGAAAUGAUGCCCUUGGUACAAACACUACCCCAGGUGCUAUUGCACAAGGAAUUGAUAAUCUCAAAGGUUCUUGCUAGAUUAGAAAUGACAGCAAGAUUAUCACUUGAGCCUAUGCUCAGGUUGAUUGGAGCUUUAUCAAGAGAUCUCUUGGAGGACUUCUUCCCCUUUUUGCAGAGAGUUGUUGGUUCUUUGGUCUCUCUCCUCAAAAGUGGUGCCGACAGGGAACCAGAAAUUAUUGAACAGAUUUUUACAUCAUGGUCUUAUAUUAUGAUGUAUUUACAAAAGUAUCUGAUAAGAGACAUUGUUCAUGUUCUGAAGGUUACAGUGAAAUUAAGAUAUUACCCCAAGGACUAUGUUCAAGAAUUUAUGGCAGAGGCAGUAUCAUUCUUACUGAGGAAUGCACCAGUUGAACAGCUGAUAAAAGGUGUUAGAAAGAUCAUGUUGGAAGCUGUCAAAAAGCCAUUACUUAUGAGAAAAUCAGGUGUCUGUGCUUUGUUUUAUUAUGCUAUGAGAGGAACUUCAUCCAGGUUUCAUUCAAGAGCAGAGAAAGUAUUGCGGUUAUUGAUGGACAGUUCCAUUGUUGGAAUUGGUGAUGAGUUCACACAAGGUUCAGACAGUGUUGCUGAAGUCAUAAUUACUGUCUUUCAAAGAUUAUGUGAGGAGCUGGAGUCCAAGGAACUGAAUUUGUUAUGGGAUUGCUUCUAUGAGGAUAUAACUGAAUGUGUAACUAAUGGAUGCUCCAUGCAUCUGGCACGUCUGUUGUUUGUGCUUGUUUCUACUCUUCAAAUUGAUAAUGGUCUUAAGAUAUCUGAUUACCAACCAAUGCUUGAACUUGUGAGGUUGCUUGUGCGAACGUUUAUCAUACCUUCUAAUAUUGUGGUGGCAGAGGACCAUUUGUCUGAAAUUGUUGAUAAGGUUCUGCAGUUAAUGCUUUGCAUUCUUGAUGGACUUCAUAUUUCUAAUGAUAUGUCAACUAUCUCUAGCCUUUCGUCGCAAUGGGCACCUGCAUUUGAAUUAAGGAACCCAAGUUUGCUAAAUUUUAUUAAAUCACUGCUUUCCAAGGACCCUUACAUGGUAUAUACCUUCAGAAUUAAUAUUUUAAGUGCAAUGAAUUCUUUAAUAGAAACUUCGCCAGAAGAAGUUAUAUUUCUGAUGCUGAUGUUCAAUGAGAGAUUGCAAGUGGAUAUGCAAAGCUCUAGUUUCUUAGUUGGGGCAUCAGAAGAGGGAGUUUCAAGGAUCUGCAGUUUCUUGCAGGAGGCCCUAUUGUAUUGGACUGGGGUGAUAAAUGAUAUAGUGCAUAAGGAUCUAUCAUCUGUUCCAUCUUGUGAGGUGAAAUUACCUAUGCUGUGGGGAAUCAUUGGUUGCUGUUCUCAUAUGUUAGGUAUCCAAGCAGACCCUUCCUUGUUAAUGGGUUUGGUAGAUGCUCUUGAUCAACUUCUGAUGAUUGAAGCAGACAAUGUUGCAGGUUUUCCUAAAAGCACUUGGCAAAGCUUAAUGGGUGCGGCUUUAGGUUCUUUUCAUAAAUUAGGUUCUUUUAAAAAAUCUGGAGUUGAAGAAACAAACAAAUUUUUGCAUCUUGCCAAACGAUACAGAUCAUCUUCCCAAGUAUUAUUUUCUGUGGCUGAGUUGUUGGAUUCCAUGCAUGGGUCUACAAUCCAAGAAAACAAUGGUCAUAUGAAAUUUCAUCCAGAGCUCAAAGCAGAGAAGGCUGUGGAUGCAUUUGACAUGUUUUCUGAGAAUUUGAGCCACCCAGACAAGAGUAUUCGUGUUUCAACUCUGAGAAUAUUGUGUCACUAUGAACCUCUGAAUGGUGAAUCAAAUAUUCAGCCUGUUGAGAAGAAAAUGCAAACUGAAGUUUCUCCUACUUCUUAUGCGGAAAUACAGCGCAAUAAUGUUCUUCACAUCCUCUUUUCCAUUGAAGAUACUCCUCUUUCAAUUUCUACCAGCAGGAAAGUUAUUCUAUCCAUCUCUAAAAUACAGAUGGACCUCUCUGCUGCUAGGAUUUGUGAAGCUUAUAUACCAGUUCUUUUGAACGGGAUUAUUGGCAUUUUCCACAACCGAUUUAGUUAUUUAUGGGAUCCAGCAAUUGAGUGCCUCUCAGUGCUGAUUAGCAAACAUGUUGGACUUGUAUGGGACAGACUUGUUUCUUAUCUUGAGCAAUGCCAAUCUGUAUUUUUAACAACUCAUGAUCUAUCAGAAGGGAUUAACAUUGAAGUCUGCGGCAAGACAAGUGAACUUGUUGAACGUUUCAAUUUGUUUGUGAAUCCUGCAUCAGAUAGCACACCAUGUGCAACAGUAUUAUCCUUGUUGCUCCGGUGCUUACAAAAGAUUCCAGUUGUCGUAGAAUCUCGUUCCCGAAAAAUUAUACCUUCAUUUUUGAAAUUUUUGGGCUAUGCUAAUGAUGAUAUCAUGAGUGUGGGAUCGUUCCAUACACAUGCUUGUAAAGGCAAAGAAUGGAAGGGAGUCCUUAAAGAAUGGUUGAACUUAUUGAGAGUGAUGCGGAACCCCAAGUCUUUUUAUCGAAGUCAAUUUCUUAAAGAUGUUCUUCAAAAUAGGCUUCUCGAUGAAAAUGAUGCUGAAAUACAAAUGCAAGUUCUUGAUUGCCUGUUAUUUUGGAAAGAUAAUUUCUUACUACCAUAUGAUCAGCAUCUGAAAAACCUGAUCAGUUCAAAAAAUUUGAGAGAGGAACUCACAACAUGGAGUUUAUCCAGAGAAUCUAAUCUUGUUGAAGAGCAGCACAGAACUUGUCUUGUGCCUGUAGUUAUUCGAUUAUUGGUACCAAAAGUCAGAAAAUUGAAAACUCUCGCCUCCCGCAAGCACACGAGUGUACAUCACCGAAAAGCAGUUCUGGCUUUUAUAGCUCAACUUGAUGUCAAUGAGCUGGCUCUUUUUUUUGCGAUGCUACUAAAGCCAUUGCUGUCUAUUUCAAAGGGAAGUGAUACUACUGCUGACUGGUUUUGGAGUUCACAUGAAAAUUACAUGAAUGACUUUCAAGCAUUCAAUGUCCUAAAGUUUUUCACUGUGGAUAACAUAAAUUCCCUUUCUUGGAAGAAGAGAUACGGUUUUUUGCAUGUUAUUGAAGAUGUUCUUGAAGUUUUUGAUGAAUUCCAUGUUAUACCUUUUCUCGAUCUGUUAAUGGGUUGUGUUGUACGAGUGUUGGGGAGCUGCACAUCAAGUCUUGAAAGUGCAAAGAGCAGUGGAUAUUCUCUGGUGGAAAAUUAUUCUAAUGUCAACCUCAAUGUACCUGAGAAAGAUGGUGUAGUGGCAAAUCCGAUCAUGACUAGCACUGCUGUGAAGCAGUUGAAGGAUUUGAGGGCUUUGUCCUUGAAGAUCAUUUCUCUCGUCCUUAAUAAGUAUGAGGAUCAUGAUUUUGGUUAUGAGUUCUGGGACCUAUUCUUUACAUCAGUGAAGCCUUUGGUUGAUGGUUUCAAGCAGGAGGGUUCUAGUAGCGAGAAACCAAGUUCACUGUUCUCUUGCUUUGUUGCUAUGAGUAGAAGCCACAAUCUUGUAUCAUUAUUGUACAGGGAAAAGAAUCUUGUUGCUGAUAUAUUUUCAAUUUUAACUGUUACAACAGCAUCUGAAGCUAUUAUAUCUUGUGUUCUUAAGUUUAUUGAGAACCUGUUGAACCUUGAUAGCGAAUUGGAUGACGAAGACGUCACUAUCAAAAAGGUUCUACUUCCGAACAUUGAGACUCUUAUCUGCAGUUUGCAUUGUCUUUUCCAAAGUUGUAAUGCAACAAAAAGGAAAUUGGUCAAAUAUCCUGGAGAAACAGAGCUUAGAAUUUUCAAAUUGUUGUCAAAAUAUAUAAAGGAUCCAUUGCAAGCAAGGAAAUUCAUUGAUAACUUGCUCCCCUUUUUAGGAAAGAAAGCUCAGAAUUCUGAUGCAUGUGUGGAAGCUUUGCAAGUUAUUCGAGAUAUUAUACCAGUUUCAGGGAGUGAAACUUCUCCAAAAAUUUUGAAUGCUGUUUCUCCUCUUCUAAUUUCUGCUGGACUGGAUAUGCGUUUGGCUAUUUGUGAUCUUCUUGGUGUUCUUGCUGAAACCAACCCUUCGGUACUCUCUGUGGCAAAACUCAUAAGUGAAUUGAAUGCGACCUCUGUUAUGGAAAUGGGUGGCCUGGAUUAUGACACCAUAGUUCAUGCUUAUGAAAAGAUGAGCAUGGAGUUCUUUUAUACUAUCCCAGAGAAUCAGGCACUGGUCAUUUUGUCGCAUUGUGUAUAUGAUAUGUCAUCCAAUGAACUGAUCUUAAGGCACAGUGCAUAUAGGUUACUGGUUUCUUUUGUUGAAUUCUCCAUCCAAAUUCUUAGACUUGAAGUGAAGAGUGACCAUGAAAUGCCUGAAGCAAUGGUAACAUCCAUAGCUGAUGGUUGUUGGACUGAAGCAUGCAUUCAGCGCAUGAUAAACAAAUUCCUUUUGAAGCAUAUGGCAGAUGCAAUGGGCAAGGAAACUUCUGUUCAGAAGGAAUGGAUUGAUUUACUAAGAGAAAUGGUGUUGAAGCUUCCAGAGGUGCCAAACCUUCACUCCUUCAAGAUUUUGUGCAGUGAUGACCCAGAAGUAGAUUUUUUCAAUAAUAUUAUUCACUUACAGAAGCAUAGGAGAUCAAGGGCAUUAUCACGCUUCAGGAAUGCCAUCAAUGCAGAGGGUCUUCCAGAGGUCAUCACCAAUAAAGUUUUUGUCCCGCUUUUCUUAAAUAUGUUGUUUAAUGUACAAGACGGGAAGGGUGAACAUAUCAGAAGUGCAUGCUUGGAGACCCUUGCUUCUAUUUGUGGUCACUUGGAAUGGAAAUCGUAUUAUGCAUUAUUAAUGAGGUGCUUUCGGGAGAUGACUGUUAAACCGGACAAACAAAAGGUGUUAUUGCGUCUAAUUUGUUCUAUUCUGGACCAAUUUCAUUUUUUGGAAACUUGUUCAAGUCAAGAAGCUAAAGAUUCCAUGGAUCAUGUUUCAAGUACCUGCACCGCUGAAGCUAGUUCUUCAACUGUGUUUCACAGUUGCACCAGUUCUGUUACAAUCACUGAGAUACAGACAUGCCUUCAUGAUACUGUGUUCCCUAGGAUACAGAAAUUGCUGAAUUCUGAUUCAGAUAAGGUUAAUGUAAAUAUCAGCCUUGCUGCACUUAAAUUGCUAAAGUUGCUUCCAGGGGAUAUCAUGGAAUCACAGCUUUCAAGUAUUAUCCAUCGCAUUUCAAACUUCCUAAGGAAUCGCUUAGAAAGUGUUCGUGAUGAUGCUAGGUCUGCUUUGGCUGCAUGUUUGAAGGAGCUUGGGCUGGAAUACUUGCAGUUCAUUGUCAGUGUCUUGCGAGCUACCUUGAAGCGAGGAUAUGAGCUGCAUGUAUUGGGAUAUACUCUCCAUUUCAUUUUGUCAAAGUGUCUUCCUAUAAGUGGAAAGUUGGAUUACUGCUUGGAAGAUCUCCUUUCUAUAGUAAAGAAUGAUAUUCUUGGAGAUGUUGCUGAGGAAAAAGAGGUUGAAAAGAUAGCUUCAAAAAUGAAAGAGACAAGAAAGCGCAAAUCUUUUGAGACCUUGAAAUUGAUUGCUCAAAGCAUCAUGUUCAAAAGCCAUGCCUUGAAGCUGCUUUCACCUGUUAUAGCUCAUCUGCAGAACCAUCUGACACCAAAAGUGAAGUUGAACUUGGAAACUAUGUUAAAUCACAUAGCUGCUGGUAUUGAAUGCAAUCCAUCUGUAGACCAGACUGAUCUAUUCAUCUUUGUAUAUGGCCUUGUUGAAGAUGGGAUUUCUAAAGAAAAUUGUCGAGGUGAACAUUCAGCAGUCAUGGAGACAAAUGAAAAACGCAAGACUGAUGAGCCAAGGAAGAAAGUUUCUCUAGGGAAGGUUGUGGGCUCUGAGUCACACUAUGCACAUCUGAUUACGGUAUUUGCCCUUGGGCUGUUGCACAACCGUAUCAAGAACAUGAAACUGAACAAAAAGGAUGGACAACUUUUAUCAAUGUUGGACCCUUUUGUCAAACAACUGGGAAGCUGCCUUAGUUCUAAGUAUGAAGAUAUAUUAUCUGCUGCUCUUAGAUGCAUUGCUUUAUUGGUUAGGCUGCCUUUGCCAGCUCUUGAAACCCAAGCUGAUGGAAUAAAGUCUGCUCUACUGGAUAUUGCCCAAAGUUCAGUAAAUGCAAACAGUCCUCUGAUGCAGUCAUGUCUAAGUUUGUUAACAGCACUUCUGCGGAGCACUAAAAUUACCCUUUCCACUGAUCAAUUACAUCUGUUGAUCCAAUUUCCACUGUUUGUUGAUCUUGAAAGGAAUCCUUCUUUUAUUGCCCUCUCUCUCUUAAAGGCAAUUAUUAGCCGCAAGCUGGUUGUGCAUGAGAUAUAUGAUGUUGUCACUCGAGUUGCAGAAUUGAUGGUAACAAGUCAAGUGGAGCCAAUUCGUAAGAAAUGCAGUCAAAUUUUAUUGCAAUUCUUGCUUGAUUAUCAUCUUUCUGAAAAACGCUUGCAACAACAUCUGGAUUUCUUGCUUGCGAAUCUCAGAUAUGAGCAUUCAACCGGAAGAGAAGCUGUGCUUGAAAUGAUCCAUACGAUUAUAAUCAAGUUUCCAAAAAGCAUUGUGGAUGAGCAGUCCCAGACAUUAUUUGUCCAUUUAGUGGUUUGCUUGACUAAUGAUCAAGACAAUAAAGUCCGCUCCAUGAUUGGUGCAGCUAUAAAGCUUUUGAUUGGACGUAUAAGCCCACAUUCACUUCAUCCCAUUAUUGAGUACAGUCUCUCUUGGUAUUUGGGUGAAAAGCAGCAACUAUGGAGUGCUGCAGCACAGGUCUUGGGGUUCAUGAUUGAGGUCAUGAAGAAAGGAUUUCAAAGACAUAUUAAGAGUGUUUUACCGGUGAUGAGAAGCAUUUUGCGGUUGGCUGUUAAAUGUGGUACUGAUAACCAACUAGAUCUUUCUAAUGAUGUUGCAAUUCCUCUCUGGAAGGAGGCAUAUUAUUCUUUGGUCAUGUUGGAAAAGAUGCUACAACAGUUCCAUGAAUUGUGCUUGCAAAGGGAGCUUGAGGAUAUAUGGGAAGUGAUCUGUGAUUUUCUGUUGCACCCACACAUGUGGUUACGAAACAUCUCCAGCCGCCUUGUGGCCUUUUACUUUACUGCAGUAAAUGAGGCUAACAGAGAAAAAAAUGAAAAGUCAAUAGAAACAUUUUCUCUUGUGAGACCAAGUAGACUUUUCAUGAUAGCUGUUUCCCUCUGCUGCCAACUGAAGGCACAACUCGCUGAUGAUGCAGCCAGCAACCUGAUCACACAAAAUCUCGUCUUUGCAAUUUGUGGUGUGCAUUCUUUUGUGGGGCAAAAAGAACAUGUGGAUCCUCACCAGUUUUGGAGUGCCAUUGAACAGCACGAGCAAGAGCAUUUUCUUAAAGCUUUUCAGUUGCUUGAUUCAAGAAAAGGAAGAAGCAUUUUCGAAUCUUUUAUGUCUAGUCGUAUACACAAUCUCAAUGACCAAGGAAACAAUGAGGAUCUCCGACAUCUGCUUGUCUCUAGUUUGCUUAAAAGAAUAGGAAAGAUUGCCCAUCAAAUGGAGGCAAUUCAGAUGAAAAUUGUCUUCAAUAGCUUUAGAACAAUUUCAACAACAAUUGGUCAAGAGGAGUGUCAGCAUUAUGCAUUUCAAAUGCUGCUACCAUUGUACAAAGUUUGUGAAGGAUUUGCUGGGAAAGUCAUUUCAGAUGAGGUGAAGCAAUUAGCACAGGAAGUUAGUGAAAGUAUAAGAGAUACCUUAGGAAUCCAGAAUUUUGUACAAGUUUACAGCCAUAUCAGGAAGAAGCUGAAGGCAAAGAGAGAUAAGAGGAAACAAGAAGAAAAGCUUAUGGCUGUGGUCAACCCAAUGCGGAAUGCAAAGAGGAAGCUGAGGAUUGCAGCCAAGCAUCGAGCUCACAAGAAAAGGAAAAUAAUGACAAUGAAGAUGGGGAGAUGGGUUCGUUAAAACUCGGAAAAGAGCCUUUUGAUUGUGUCUAUAGGUUGCUUGUGCUCAGAUGAUGCUCUUUUCUGGCUCCUUCCCUGUCUUCUGAGUAGCAUAUAUGAUGACCCUUCACAAGUACUCUGCCUGCUGUACAGAUGCAAUUGGCUACAAAAAUCCACAAUGGAAGGCAUUCACUCAUUUUGCCAGUAGAGGGAGCCUACAAAAUGGUGUGAGCUGGCUGCAAUACCCCCAUCAAUCUAUACCCCCUUUUUUAAUUAAUUUCUGUAAAUAUUCAAAAAUAUGUACUCAAAUUCAAGUUUUGAGGAAUAUUCUGUGUAUCAAAAUUUUGGUAAGAGUUCACACAGAGGUUAGGGUUGAGGUGCCUCGCUUUGCUUAUUUUAAUUAUUUCAAGUCCAAGGCUUUAAUGCUUCUUGUUUUUGAGUCUUCAUUUUUCUUUUCCUUAUGUUUGUUUACUGUUUACAUACACAACAAUAUAUGCCAUUAAUUUAUUUUGUGAAA
This is a messenger RNA of Vitis riparia (riverbank grape), 8751 nucleotides long. Its product is annotated as small subunit processome component 20 homolog. The coding region runs from base 124 to 8256 and encodes 2710 amino acids. Gene Ontology annotation, cellular component: nucleolus; 90S preribosome; small-subunit processome. The record is from RefSeq and is a predicted model, not a curated record. The transcript is spliced from 31 exons. NCBI's taxonomy places the organism in Eukaryota, Viridiplantae, Streptophyta, Magnoliopsida, Vitales, Vitaceae.